Molecule: messenger RNA, 3749 nt
Organism: Spirodela intermedia
Lineage: Eukaryota; Viridiplantae; Streptophyta; Magnoliopsida; Alismatales; Araceae
Source: the annotation of a GenBank genome assembly
AUGAGCGUCUUCGGCAGUGAGAUCGUGAUCGCCGGUGGGGGAAUUUGCGGGCUCGCCACUGCUCUUGCCUUGCGUAGGUAGCUAGCUAAUCUCUCUCAAAUCUUCCCUUAGGAACCACUAUCAAUAUCUUACUAGUAGUUGUCAUCACUUUCUAUGUUUUUAAUUUCAAUCAAUUUAUGAAAAGUCAUCAAAAAUUAUCUUCAAUUUGUUUCCAUCGGUCUUGUGAGUAAAAUAAUUACUCUACUAAUGUUUAGAGUUAGCAAAUAAUUUUUGACUUAAUUUUUGUAAGAAUAAAUAUGCAAUCACAAGCUCACAAUGAUAGUGGACACUCAAUUUCUAAAUAUUAGUGAGAAUAGAUAUCAAAGAAAUUACCAAACUAGUAGGAAUCCUGAUGAGAAGAAGAAUUUCAUCAAACAACUAUAAUAUUCGUCUCAACACUUUUAAGGUAGCUCAUAUAGAGAGUUAGUUCUAAUUAUAAAAACAUAGAAAAGGUAACCAACCUCCCAAAAGAAGGCAUCUCAACCUAAGUGUAGGCAAGUCUAUACAUUUUAGAGGUGAUGGUCUUAACCAUCCUCAUUUCCUACUCUCUCUUCCUACAUGACCCCCAAAUAUGUCAAAAAAGAGAUGAGGUGACAAUUAUGUCAUCAUCAUUUACUCCUUACACAUCAUCUAAAUGGGUUAGACAUGAGACGGCUCCUAUAUGACAUCGCCAACACACUAGACCUUGACAGUCAUCAUUGUUACUCUUAGAAUGAACAUUCAUCUAUAUUAUAAAUUCUUCAUCUUCUGUAAGUUACAUAUAAUAUGAAUGAAAUUCAAAUAAUGUUUAAACUUCUUCACUAUGACGACCUUCAUCAAUAUAUUCAUGACAUUCUUUUUUAUGUGAACCUUCAAGAUAUUAUAAUACUCUAUAUUAAUAUACUUCAAUCAUGUAUACUAGACUUAAUUUUUUGCUAUGUAUUCUACCUCAAUUGUAAAUAAUAUAAUAGUAGUAUAAAGUGUAAACUUUCAACUCACAAGACCACCAGUCAUAGUAAAAACAUAUCUCAUAGUACAUGAAUAAUCUAAAUUUUUAGUAAAAAUCUGCAUUAACAAAACUAAUAGUAAAAAGAUAAUUUUACUAAUCAAGACAGAUUUCAAAAUCUAAAGAACCUUUUAAAUGUUGAAGAAUCUACUUCAUUAUGUUGUAAUAUUUAUUUUGUAGAUUACUCAUAAAUCUGCUCACAAGCCUAAUUAUAUGAAUAAUAUAUGAUCUUAUACAUACCAUAGCAUAAAUUAGGGAGCUAACCACACGAGUAUAAAAAAUUUGUUUCAUCUUAGCAUUAUGUUCUUUAGAUGUCACAUACUGAGUAGUAGAUAAUAUGAAAUAAUUACCUAAAGAAGUGCCUAUUGUUUUAACAUUACUCUUAUCAAACAGAUACAUUAACUUCGAUAGAUAACUUUUCUAUCUCAACUAUAAUUGACUUAACUCUCAAUCUCUAUCAAUCUCCAUAUCAAAAAAAUUCUUUAUCAUACUAAGAUUCUUUAUGUCAAAUUUUUUACUUAAUAGUGCUUUCAAACAAGAUUUUUUACUCCGUCCCCCUCUUCUAAAUGGAUCAGACAAGAGAAGGCCCCUCACACAUCUCCUCAAUGAGUUAGACGUGAUGGUUUGACAUUGCUAACAUUCUGCAAAAAUGAUUAGGAAGGGUGUCGAUAGCGUCGUUCUUGAAAGAUCAUCUACACUUCGGGCGGAUGGCGGAGGAAUCGUCAUCUACAGCAAUGGCUGGCGUGUGCUGGAUCAGCUUGGUGUUGGUGCGGAGCUGCGUUGCAAAUCCAUCAUCAUGCCGGUGUAUGCAGUGAAGUUCUCUCAACUAUUUUCCCUUUCUGAUAUGGUGACAAGCCUCUUUAUGGACAUCUUCUUGGUACUCAGGAUGGAAGACAUAUUCCUAGGCACCGGGGUGCGACGUGAGACAGUAUGCGGGUAACUUCAGUGCUUUUUCGUAGUUUUAUGUCCUUCCAAUCUUUGAAAAUCCGAACUUGGUGUAUAUUUAUGCUGAGCAAAACAAAGAGGAUGAAUCAAAGGGCGAAUUUACAGGGAUGCAGGUGUUUUGUAGGAGAUAUUGCGUUCAAUAGUGGGUAGAUCAUAUCUCGACCGGUAUUAGUAGUCUCUUGUUUUUGUUCUUGCGAAGAUCGUAAUUUUCUUUUUCCUUCGUCUGGGUUGGCUAGAAAAAAUGAGUUCCGCUGCUUGAGAAGGAGUGAUCUGGUUGAGGCUUUGGCGAGAGGCUUGCCAGAAGAGUGUAUCCGUUUUGGAUGUCAAAUCGUAGCUGUUGAAGAAGAUGGCGUGACCUUAUUUCCGAUAGUUCAUCUCCAAGAUGGAAGCACCAUUAAUGCCAAGGUAAUCAGACGAACACUAACGUUCCUCGGUAUUGAUCUAAUCUGUUCGAAGGAUCAACCUCAUUAUGCAGUAUUUCUUUCACAUUUAGCUUCCGUGAGAUAUCUGGAACUCACUGAACAAAUAAAUCAUGCCGCUUUAUUUCACUUUUAUUCUUGUAAAGAUGAACUAAUUCGGUGGGUUUUUUUUUUUGGGUAGAUAAUCAAUUAUCCUGCUCGUUUUAUUUUUGCCCUUUUCUCCUCUUAGCUGGUCCGUCUUUCCACGGCACAACGCAGGUCCUCAUUGGCUGCGACGGAGCAAACUCCGUUGUUGCCAAGUCGUUGGGGAUGAGGCAGGUGACACCGUCCACUCUGUGGACGAUAAGGGGUUUUACUGACAGCCCUAAUGGCCACAGACAUGGGAGAGCUUUCGUUCGUCUUCUAGGUGGCGAUGUCACCUUUGGGAUGAUGCCCAUUGAGGACACUUUCAUGCACUGGUUUCUCUCUUUCCGAUGGGUUUCAGAAGGUAACGCCCCUCCCUCUCAAAUCCUCCGCAGAUUCAGUUCCGAGAUUUCGGAAUUCUUUCGUAGAUUAUCAUCUAUCUAUUCAAUGAUCUGACGUAAUCGAUAAUUACCUUAAUUUUCGAAGCACCUAAAUGAAAAAGAAAAAAGAAAAAAGAAAAAAAGAGAGAGUCAAACCAGCUUCAUCCCCCACUCCCUCAGCUUGUUUUCCUGAGAUAGAACUAAUAUCUUCGUGAAUUCCGUAUGUCAAUCUUAGCUUUAAUGUAAUCAGAUCCAGAGAUUAAUUAUCUUGAGCGGGCCCAUUUCCAUGUUCCCGGUUGGUCGAUAGAUAGCAAGGGGGAGAAGACUCCGGAAGAGCUGAGGGAGUGGGGGAUGAAGCUGGUGGAGGGCUUCCCCCCGGAGGCGUCGGAGCUGGUGAAGGAGAGCGACCUCGGUUCUCUGAUCCUCACCCAGAUCAAAUACCGGCCCCCCUGGGAGCUCCUCCUCGGCACCUCCCGGAGGGGGACGAUGACGAUCGCCGGCGACGCCUUGCACGUGAUGGGUCCCUUCAUCGGCCAGGGAGGCUCCUGCGGUCUGGAGGACGCCGUCGUGCUCGCCAGGAACCUCGCCGGGGCCGUCGACGAAGGCCAGGCAAGCGAUCACCCCCACCGCCACGGUCGUCUUCUUCCUCUGCAGAGGAGGAGGAUCGAGGUCGCCCUAGACGGCUAUGUUAGAGAGAGAAAGCUGAGGGUACUGAGGCUGUCCACGCAGACUUACCUCGUGGGUCUGAUGAUCUACCACCCUGCCAAGGCCGUGAAGCUGAUGGUUAUCCUCGUCCUGCUCGCCUUCUUCGGCGGGACCUCCCUUGACCAUGUCGCAUACGACUGUGGCCUGCUCUAG